AUGCGGGAGCGAGAGGAAGCCGUACUGCUUCCUGUAGAAGAGGAAGAAGAUGACGAAGAGGCAGAACAAGAAGAGUCGUCGGAGUACGAGGCGGACUCUAAAGAAGAAACAACAUGUAUGAAAAUGGUGAAACCAGUGUUUGUGCCUAAAUCAGAGAGUUAUAUCAUAGUUGAAAGAGAGCGGCUUGCGGAGGAAGAAAGGGCUUUUGAGGAGAAGGUGAGGAAGAAAAUUGAAGAGAGGAAGGUGGAUACUAAGCAUAUGUUGGUUGAAGAGAUUAAGAAGGAAGAUCAAAUCCAGAAGAAUUUGGAGAUGGAGGCGGAGAUUGUUGAUGUGGAUACCGAUGAUGAGAUGAAUAAAGCAGAAGAGUAUGAAACAUGGAAAGUGAGGGAAAUUGGGAGGAUCAAGAGGGAUAGGGAAGAUAGAGAGGAGAUGUUGAAGGAGAAGGAAGAGUUUGAGAGAGGGAGGAAUAUGACUGAGGAGGAAAGAAGGGAAUGGGAGAGGAAGAACCCUAAACCUGCUCCACCACCUAAGCAGAAAUGGACGUUAAUGCAUAAUAUUAUCACAAAGGUGCCUUCUUUCAAGAUGAAUCUGCUGCGAGUGGUGGGUCAGAUAAGAAUAUCUUUAGUCGGGAUUUCUCUGCACCAACUGGUGAAGAUAGGAUGGAUAAUACUAUUUUGCCUAAAGUUAUGCAGGUUAGAUUCUGGAUUGUGGUUGAAUCGGGAAAUAAUCAAUAUUCAUUUCUGGUACUUGAGUAGAUGGACAUACAAUGAUCCACUCCAUGCGAAAUACAAUGCCAAGAUGGCUGGAAUGAAUGCUCCAAUAGCUAAACCCAAAGGGAGUAGGAAACUGAAAGACUGGGAGACGAAAUAG
This is a messenger RNA of Linum tenue, 870 nucleotides long. The record is from the annotation of a GenBank genome assembly. Lineage: Eukaryota; Viridiplantae; Streptophyta; Magnoliopsida; Malpighiales; Linaceae.